This is a messenger RNA of Aspergillus niger, 3690 nucleotides long. RefSeq lists its product as uncharacterized. Gene Ontology annotation, biological process: RNA export from nucleus; protein export from nucleus. Bases 1 to 3690 code for a protein of 1229 amino acids. Gene Ontology annotation, cellular component: RNA nuclear export complex; cytoplasm; nucleus. Gene Ontology annotation, molecular function: RNA binding; nuclear export signal receptor activity. Lineage: Eukaryota; Fungi; Ascomycota; Eurotiomycetes; Eurotiales; Aspergillaceae. The transcript is spliced from 10 exons. The record is from RefSeq and is a predicted model, not a curated record.
AUGGCGGCCGAGGCAGAUCUAUCGGAGGGCCGCAUGGCCGACAUCAUCCGUGCCCUUGAGCUCAUCCAUAGCCCCUCCUCGACAAAUGAGCUGCGCAGGGAGGCCUUGACCUUUGUGGAAGCUCAGAAAGAAAGCAAAUCUGCUGCUCGUAAUGGUUUCCUGCUGGCUUCCCCAGAACAGAGCAACCCCUUGGUUCGCUACUUCGGCUUGGGUCUGCUAGAUCACGUCUUGCGUCACACCUCCUUUGAGGCUUCAGAACAGAUUGACGCCCUUAGGGGUCUGGUCCUCAAGCUGGCAGAAUCAGUACGCCCAGAAGAUCCUCCGUAUAUACGCAACAAAAUCACUCAAUUAUGGGCCGAAGUCGCCAAACGGAGCUGGGGCUUGGACUGGAACGACAUGGACGCCACGCUCGUUCAGUUCUGGGGUGCUAGUCUUGUUCACAAGGAAUUAGUCCUGUCAAUUCUGGAAACCCUGUCCGAGGAUAUAUUCUACCGUGAAGACACCGUUUCUUCCCUGCGCGGCACGGAUCUCAAUCGGGCUCUGGUGGAGAUUUGCACUCCCCUGUCUGUCUUCGAGGAGAUUCACCCAAAGAAGGAUAGUGUUGAACUGCGCUGUGGACCGGAAGGUUGGCUUUCCCGCAUCUGUGGCUUCCUUGCCGAUUGUAUCGGGAACAUCCAAAACUCGAAGCAAGCAAAAGACUCCGCCCUCAAAGCUCUCGCGACUCUCAAGUCCGUCCUUGCAUGGUCUAUCCCCAAGGCAAUUCUCUCUGCCAACUGCGUUCCUUCAAUUGCGAGGGCCUUCACCUGUAACGACGAAUAUGUGUUGCUGGCCGCGGUUGAAGCUCUGCAUGCCUUGUACAGUCGUUCCAAUGUCGACAUCGAGGGUUUCCAACCACUUGUCCACGUCAUGUACGAAACGGAGUCCUUGAAUGUGCUGCAGAAACUUUAUGAAUGGUCCGUCGUUGGGCCUGACGAUGUCGACGAUCUACGGUACACCAUAUGUAAGAAGCUGUCUGAGGUAUUAUCGUAUGUUGCGGGGUUCCUUGAGGAAAAGUCUUUUGCCCUGGAAAGCGUACAGGGUCUUAACCUUCCGUUCUUCUUCCACCUCACCGUCAGCGUUAUUCAGAACCAAAGUCUUACUGUUUCGAUUCCCGUUCUUCAUGUGUGGUCUAAGUUAAUCGCAUCGGAGAGGAUCGGAAAUACAGACUUGGUCACUGGCCUUGUGCCUUCGCUGCUGAGUAUUUGUACCGAACGAUUGAUUCGUUGGGAGUCUUUUCCAUCUGAUUCAGAAAAUGCCACGGUUGUUUUCCUGAACGAGGACAUCGACACUAUUCCCGAGAGACAUGCUUUCGUUGGUAAUUACAGGCGCUACUGCUCAUCUAUCAUUGAGAGCAUCGUACAGAAGAGACCACAGGAAGCAAUUCUUCAUAUCUUAUCCGAAGUUGACUCUAACCUAGACAAUCUCUACGCCGGAGUGGAGCCUUUUAGCGUCAAGUCGUUUUCGAAGAACUCGAUGCCCCUGAUGCGUGCCGACACGCAGUUUGCAGUCGUUGAGGCAACGUUGAAGGGAUACAAUAAAUGGGUAUCUGCGCAUGGAAGGAUGCCCCAGCAGGAUGUGCGCAACAUGGGUCCAAUUGCCUUUCUUCAGCUAACGUCAAUUCACCUAACUUACAUUACACUACAGGAUCCCAUCCUCAAGCAGCGAGUCAUCAAGCUUGUUGUUGAUAUAUCAUCCAAGGCUCUGGAUAAAACCCCCAGCUUUGCACUCAAGGCCCUAGAGUAUAUUCUCAUGACACGUCUACCUGACCAGCCGGAAUACCCAGUGUACUCCGAGUCUGUCAAGGAACUUCACGGCUUGACCAGCCAUGAACUCCGGAGGUUGGCUAUGCGUUAUGCUGACUACUUUGCUACCUUCUAUGACAUACUCGAGCCUAAAAUCAAGGAGAUCAGCAUGGCUAACCGGGUAGACGAUAAGCUCCAAAUGGAGCUUACCUCGAUCCUGCUCAUCAUCAUGCAACGUGCAAACAACGUCGAACCAUAUCUCCGCCAAUCUCGACUUGUGUCUUUCGUGGAGCCCAUCAAAAAUGCUUGGCAGGAAGAGGAGUUCCGUAACAUGAGCUCAACCUUUGAAGGCUUCUGCGUAAUGCUCGGACUGCAGAGUGUCGGUCCAUACAUGCAAGCACGACAGGCGCCGAAGCUUGAGGACUGGUCAUCGGUGCCUCUGGAUAGCGAGGGAAAGCUCAUCCAGGAAGAAAUGACCAGGAAGUUCCAACAACUGCCUUUGAGAGGCACCAAGACUAUGUUGGCUGUUUCCUCGGACAAGCUGAAAAAGACAGAUCAGGCGUACGAACUGGCCUGCAAUAUCUGGCAUGACAUCAUUCCAACAAUUCUGCCAACGUUACUGCAGCUUGUCAGUAAUGCACAUGCCUUCCACAAUCCGGAGAACUGGGGUGGUUUGCCUCAUGACAUGCGCGGUGUCGUCGAGCGUAUCCUAACCGAUAGAUUUUGGCAAGCUGGAAUCUCCACUGGAAGCCGGGAUGAAUUCUAUGCUAAGAUCACGGCCUCGAGAGCCUCGCUUGAGGGAUUUGCAUCCUCAGUAAGAGGCAAGAUUCGGGCAGUUAGAGAAUCCUGCUAUUCCAUGUUGUUCAGCAUGAGUAGGCUGCGAGAGCAUUUCUAUGGGUUUGCAGAACUUCCCGGCCCCCUUGCCCAGGCGCUGUUCAAAGACUCUCCCCAUCUUUCCUCUCAUCAAUUCUCCGUCCUUCUCAACAUCUCAAGAUGCUUAAUUGAUGACUGCCCCGUCCGCUUCCGGGCCCAAUUCCUGCCUCCAAUGCUCUCCACUCUCUUCACAAACAUUGACAAGAAAGUGACAUCUGAGUGGGACGCCAUUGAACGCCAGAAGGAAGGCCUUGGAGAAGGGGAUCUAACCGAUGAAAUGAAAUCGGAGAGUAUUCUACGGCAGUUGACGUACUCCGCAGUGAUCUUUGUGGCUAGCCUCCUUGACCCGCAGAGAGGGGACCCCGACGACGAGCCAGUAGAUCCCAGUGUGCCACAGGCGGCACCGGCGCUCUCUGACUCCAUCCGGCACUUUGUCCUCUCUUCUCCGGAGAUCUUCGAGCCGGUGAUGCUCUUCUGCACUCAUGCCCUCCGUAUGCGUGAUACGCGGUGCUGCAGCAUCAUCACUCGGGUCAUUCGCUCCAUCCUUCAAGACUUUGCGCCUCCCAAUGAUACAGCAACAACCGUAACGAUCCGCGAGUUCAUCUCUUCCGAGGUGCUCAAGGCCUGCAUCACAUCUGUGCAUGAACCUUACUUCGUUGACAUGCAAAAAGAUCUCGCCCAGCUCAUUGCUUCUAUCUGGAUACUGUAUGGAUCGUCCAGCCCCACCCCGCGGGCUGUGAUGCUCAGUCUUCCAGGCUUGGAUGAACAACGGGUUGCCAACGCAGAGGCCGCACUUAUCCGUUCUUCGGCGGCGCGACAGCAGCGUGCCUUGAUUUUGGAUCUUCUGGAAGGCCUGAGGGGUGUGAGUAUUGCCGAGCAGGGUAAGAUCCUGGGCUCUCGUGAAGAACGCCGGAAGGCCAGGAGUGCGCUACAAGAAAGGUACAUGAGUACUGGUGAGAUGGAGGGCCAACAGAAUCACAAGGUUGAUAUCAACGAUGGCCCGGACCUUGCCGGUGUCGCGGACUUGUUCGGUUAA